AUGUAUCCGACCCCUGGUAUCCUCCCAACAGCCAAUAACUUGGGUCAGCAGCCCAUGCACGCUAUCCCGGGCAACCUGGCUAAGCCCACCACUAAGGCCGCGCAGGAUGCCUCUAUGGAGAAGAGCUAUACUCGAGUUUGGGUUGGAGGCCUCCCUCGGAACACGUCCGUCGAGAACGUGAAGGAAGAACUGCAACGUAUCUUUUCCCAGUAUGGUCAGGUCUCGGACAUAUGUGUGAUCACCACUGCUAGAGAUGUGAUGGCCUUCAUUCAGUACGGAGUCGAAUCGGAUGCCUCUAGGGCUCAGGACGAGAUCAAUGGCACGUACAUCCUAGGGUCGCGUGUGAAGGCAAACAACGAUCAGGUCAACUACGCAGUCAUUCGUGGGUCGGCAGGGGCUCCUCAAGGGCCGGGGGCUAUACAGCAAGAGAAGGAUGCGAAGAGGAAGCGACGCCGAAUACCUCGGGAAGGCUCCGUCUUUGAGGUUAUCGUAGUGGGCUUCCCGCAGGACAUUACUGAGGAUGAGUUGACGAGGAUUGGAGAGCAGUACCAAAGUCGCGAUAUUGAGAGUCUUCAGCUUGUAUCGAAGUGGACUGAUGGAGACGACAAGAAGUACAUCGUUUUAUCUAUCAAUUCUGUGUUAACCUUACGAUGUCGCCGAGAGCUGGAUGGUGCUUAUUUCGAGGGCGGUGACAGCAACAAGAAGGAUCGAUAUAGACUGUCCGCCUAUACUCUACGGCAAUACAAUGCCAAAUACGCCCGAUAA
Molecule: messenger RNA, 765 nt
Organism: Perkinsus marinus ATCC 50983
Lineage: Eukaryota; Perkinsozoa; Perkinsida; Perkinsidae
Exons: 8
Coding region: 1-765 (254 amino acids)
Cellular component (GO): ribonucleoprotein complex
Molecular function (GO): RNA binding
Source: RefSeq, a predicted model, not a curated record